Messenger RNA from Volvox carteri f. nagariensis, 1798 nucleotides. RefSeq lists its product as uncharacterized. NCBI's taxonomy places the organism in Eukaryota, Viridiplantae, Chlorophyta, Chlorophyceae, Chlamydomonadales, Volvocaceae. The transcript has 6 exons. Gene Ontology annotation, cellular component: nucleus. Gene Ontology annotation, molecular function: RNA binding. The coding region runs from base 1 to 1161 and encodes 386 amino acids. The record is from RefSeq and is a predicted model, not a curated record. Gene Ontology annotation, biological process: mRNA processing.
AUGGAGCGCUCAACCCGCACCGCCUUCGCUUACAACCUAAACCUGAAGGCCGAUGAGCGCGACAUCUACCAACUGUUUUCCAAGGUCGGAAAGGUCGUGGACAUUAAACUUAUCACAGACAAGACGACAAAGCGGAGCAAGGGCUUUGCCUACAUCGAGUUCAGCAAGGUGGAAGAAGUGAUUGCUGCUGUGGCGCUCACUGGCACGGUGUUUAUGGGACAGGCAAUAAUGGUCAAGAGUUCGGAGCACGAGAAGAAUCUUGCCUGGGUGAGCACCUAUCUAGCUAGCCUUCUUGGCGCAGCUGGUGUCACUGGACCCAACGACACGCUGCCUGUGGGGCCCUGCAAGCUGUAUGUUGCAAACCUUAACGCGGCCAUCGCUGAGGCAGACGUGCAGCAGCUUUUUGCACCAUUUGGCCAGAUUGAUAACGUGCAGCUCGUGCGGGACGCGACGGGUCGGUCCCAGGGCUACGGUUACGUGACGUAUGCAAACGUACUGGACGCGACCAAGGCUGUGGAGCACUGGAACGGCCGAGUGGUUGCAGGGUCGGCGCUCAAGGUGUCCGUGUCCUCAAAGGGAUCCUGCAUUCGGUUUUUCGGCAUCACACGAACAGUGCUAUUGCUCCGCUGUCGCGUAGGGGAGCUUGAUGAGGAGGAAGCCCGUGGCGGCUUGAAGCUCACGUCGGACCGGCGACAGGCUCUGAUGGCUCGAUUGGCUUCGUCGGCAGGCCUGCAGCCCGUAGCGCCCGCAUUGCCGGUCCCUAGCGUACCAGCUUUGGCGGUGGCGCCAGCGGUUCUUGCUGGGCCCAAGCUGGACCCGAGCUUGGGGCUGAUUCAGAGCGUGCUGGGACCGGCGUCCCCCAUUCCUACGCCUUGUCUGCUGAUCAAGAACAUGUUCGACCCGGCGGCCGCGCAGGAGGAGAUGGGGCAGGACUGGGCGGAGGAAAUUGCACAGGAUGUGCAGGACGAGUGCUCCAAGUACGGUGCCGUUGUGCACAUUCACGUAGACAAGUCCAGCAAGGGUUGCGUCUACCUCAAGUGCGGCAGUGUCGAGGCGGCGUCAGCAGCUCAAGCAGCCAUGAACGGUCGGUGGUUCGCUGGGCGGCAGCUCGCCGUUGAGUUUCAGUUCCUAGCGCCGUACAAUGCACAUUUCAAAUGCUAAAUUUCGGAAUUUUAUGGAAAGCAUGCUGCGUGCUGUGGCAUGAGUAUAUGGCACACGUAUGGCUCCACCUUUUUUAACAUAGUUACUGAUUAUUACAAGGGUUGGAGUGGGCUCGCCUCUCCUGAACAAUGGUUUAGCACAGGAUGUGUUUGUCGCGGUGUAUUAAUGGAGGAGCUCUUGCAUUGUGCUUAAACAUGUACCAGAUGAAAAGAGCGCGUGUGUUUCCCAUGUACAUAAAUUCGUGUGCUUCCUUCCCUAUGUUUAUAACAGAUAUUUGAACUGUUGCAAAGAUACCGAACGCGGAAGUUACAGUGGAGCUUGUAAUUGGGUGGAAGAUAGCCGCGGGAUCGGUUCAUCAAUGAACUCUGCGUCUUGGUUUUCGCCUAGGGUGGUGCAGGUGGAGUUGAUGCUGUUAUCUCGAAAACGAAGCUUAAUGGGACUGGCAGUUUAAUUGUGCUUGUGCGUAUGUUUACGACUUAAUGGCACGUUAGCCGAGCAACUCGCUAGUAUUGCACAUGGGCGGUAUAGGGAAGAAUACUCCUGAUUCAAUUUGUUUGCAGUUGGUGUGAGGCCCUACCAUUGUAUGAGGUUGACCCCUAUUCCUCCCUCCAUCGCAUAUUGUAAGAGCAAAUGUUUC